This is a messenger RNA of Tripterygium wilfordii, 1392 nucleotides long. RefSeq lists its product as uncharacterized. Bases 123 to 1034 code for a protein of 303 amino acids. The record is from RefSeq and is a predicted model, not a curated record. The transcript is spliced from 3 exons. Lineage: Eukaryota; Viridiplantae; Streptophyta; Magnoliopsida; Celastrales; Celastraceae.
ACAGACUGCAGUCUCCCUGUGUUACCCCUUCAAGACAAACUUCCUUUCACAUACAAGUCUCGUCUGCCUUAAACAAUUGAAACACAAAUUCUUAUCCUUAUCGGUGAGUUAACCCGGUCGAAAUGCACGCCAAGACCGAUUCGGAGGGGACGAGUCUCGACACCUCAUGGCCGCUACGUUCUCCUCCGCGCAGGCCCAUGUACUACGUGCAGAGCCCAUCCAACCACGAUGUCGAAAAAAUGUCUUACGGGUCUAGCCCGACGGGUUCUCCGGCCCACCACUACUACCACUGCUCCCCGAUACACCAUUCUCGCGAGUCCUCCACGUCGCGUUUCUCCGCCUCGCUGAAGAACCCCAGGAGCCUCUCAGCGUACAAGCACGUUCAGAUUGAUCGCGAAGAUGACGACGACGAUAAUGAAAUGGACGGUGACGAUCGGGGUCCAAGCCGCAAUGUGAGGUUGGUUGUUUGUGGGGUUUUGGGGUUCGUUGUGCUGUUCACGACGUUCUCGUUGAUCUUGUGGGGCGCUAGCAAGUCUUACAACCCUAAAAUCAUCGUCAAGAACAUGGUGUUCGAGAAUUUUAACGUACAAGCGGGGAGCGAUGGGUCGGGAGUGCCAACGGAUAUGCUUUCGUUAAAUUCGACGGUCAAGAUUCACUACCGAAAUCCGGCGACAUUCUUCGCCGUACACGUCACCUCUUCUCCUUUUCAGCUUCACUAUUUCCAGCUUCUGGUCGCCUCCGGACAGAUGAAGAAGUUUACACAAUCAAGGAAGAGCCAGAGGACGGUGGUGACGGUAGUGCAAGGCCAUCAGGUGCCACUCUAUGGAGGGGUGUCGAUUCUGAAAACUGAUAGACAACACCUUGAUACAGCCACAUUGCCUCUGAAUCUGACAUUUGUGUUGAAAUCGAGGGCUUACAUACUUGGAAGACUGGUGAAGUCCAAGUUCUAUAGGCGAGUCAGAUGCCCAGUUACUCUAAAGGGUAACAAACUUGGCCAGCCCCUUACUUUGGGAGAUUCUUGUGACUACCGUUGAAUGAUCCCUGCUGCUUACGUGCCCUGAGAAAAAGAGUAUGUCUUCUUCUCUAUUCCUGAUUCAUUGUUACAUUUUGCUUCUUGAAUGUUAAUCGUUGUAAAAAUGAGAUCUUGGAUGAUGUAGGACUGAUAACGAUUUGGAGCAGAUUACAAGUGCUUCCUAGAUUACCUUAAUCAUUCUUAACAAAAUUAGUGCUUUUUUUCCUCUCCUUCAUUCUUGUGACUUCCUGGCAACUUCUCCUUGAUCUUCUCCAAGAAUCCAUGUUUGUCUUUUGCUUCCUCAUCUGAGGAAUGCACGUCUGCAGCUGCCGCACCGUCCUCUGCCUUGUUGUGCCGCCCUGGCAGCUUUUCUUUGAUUU